GUAGUCACUCUGACAGUUCUGUAUCGACCGACAGUAUACGUUUGUUGUUCGCCGAUCGUGUUUCGUUGUGUGUUCUUGUGAAAAGUAGCUUAGGAGCCCGGUGAGAUAUGAAUCUUACAUUCAAACUAAAUACAGGACAUAGUAUUCCAUUGAUCGGUUUCGGUACGUACCAGAUUCGUGGCAACCAUUUGAUCAACGAAACGUUGGACUAUGCUCUAAAGGCCGGCUAUCGACAUAUUGACACUGCCCUCGUUUAUCGUAAUGAGGAGCACAUUGGAAAAGCCCUGCAGACUUUACUUCCAAAAUACAACUUGAAACGGGAAGAUAUAUUUAUUACUUCAAAGUUGAUAUCUCAAUACAAUAAAGACGAACGGUUCAUAGAGGAACUCGUCCUGAAGUCAUUGGACAAUUUACAAACCGAAUACAUUGACCUUUUCCUCAUCCACUGGCCCGGUGUUAACGGCCUGCAAGUAUCUCAUCCCGAUAACGUUCCGUAUCGCAAAAAAGCGUGGAAAGUGCUCUGUAAACUGCACCACGAGGGCAAGUGUCGAUCGAUUGGUGUAUCCAACUAUACGGUCAAGCACAUCCGAGAGCUGUUGGAAGAUUGUAACGGUGUUCGUCCGGCAGUGAACCAGGUGGAAUGGCACCCACACUACUUCCAGCUGGAGCUGCUUGAGCUGUGCAAGACGGAGGGAAUAUUCCUGCAAGCGUACUCUUCGCUCGGUACCUCACUCAGUACCGAUCUGAGGGACGAUCCUGUGGUCGGGGAGGUGGCGGUCCGACUUUGUCGUUCCCCGGCGCAAAUUCUGCUGCGCUGGGCAAUCGAGCGAAACGUCGGCAUCAUACCGAAAGCGCGAUCACGAGAUCACAUCGAAGAGAACAUUGCUCUAGACUUCGAAAUUCCCCCGCAGGAUAUGGAAUUGCUCGAUGGUCUCAGGGUCACUAGUGGUGCGAAAUAUGCGUGGGAUCCGGACACGGUCGUUUAAUGUUUGGUGGAUGACCAGGGUUGCCACAUUUAAAUCUGCAUUUUUCAGAAGAAAAAUCUGUAAAUCUGUAUCGGGAGCUCAAAAACCUGCAUUGAAAAUCUGUAUAUAGAAGUGAUAAGAAAUCGAAACACAACGGAAUGAAAAAGUCUUUAGAACCCAAAUUUGAAGAAACCAAAACUUUUCUUAAUCUGAAUUUUAUGAUUUUGUAAUUGAAAAAACGCUGGAAAUUGUUUUUUUGCGUUGGAGCCUCUCGAAAUAAUGAUUUGACGAAAAACUUUCGAAAUCCAAUCUGAAAGUGAAACUUAAUCUGAUUGAUCAAUUGGCAAUCUUUACGUUAUGGCCGAGGCCAUCAUCUUUUCAUCUUAUCGGAAGCAAUUUUUGAAAGCAUAAGCAAUUACGCUACACUAGUUGUAAAUAAAAGUAAGCAAUAACAAAUUUUUAUUAGCAGAUAGAACAUCUGUGUUUACUGUCUUUACUCUUUUAUAUUUAGUUUUAUCCUCUUCUUAGAAUUAACACACAAUCAGGAUAAUGUUUUCACUUUGAAAAAAUAAUCAAUACCAUUAUUUAAUAUAUUUUAACUUGAUCUUUAUUCAAUUUUUAAUCCACGCUAUCAAAAAUCUGUACAAAUCUGUAUUUUUUGCCAAAAAUCUGCAAAUCUGCAUAUACAGAAUCUUGGUCACAAAUUUAUCUGAAAAAUCUGUAAAAUGCAGAUUAAUCUGUAUAUGUGGCAACCAUGUGGAUGACAGGAUAGAAACGCUUUCAUUGUUCAUUUGGUGCCUUUUAGAGAAGUCAGUUUUAUCAUUCAUAUUUAUUUAAGAACGGUGUACUGUUACAGUUACUUUCUCGCAAUAAACUUUUCAUCUAUUA
This is a messenger RNA of Malaya genurostris, 1853 nucleotides long. RefSeq names its product glyoxal reductase-like. The record is from RefSeq and is a predicted model, not a curated record. The coding region runs from base 108 to 986 and encodes 292 amino acids. NCBI's taxonomy places the organism in Eukaryota, Metazoa, Arthropoda, Insecta, Diptera, Culicidae. Gene Ontology annotation, molecular function: oxidoreductase activity. The transcript is spliced from 6 exons.